GUGUUUAAGCAGCAAGAAAUUUCUCAGGAUUAGAGCUUCCUGUUCCACCCUCCCACCAAGCCAGCAUCCCACUACCAUUGGUUAGGGUCAAAUACCAGAGUCUCUGCAUUCAGAAUAACUCUGUGCCAUUUGAGAAAGCAGGAGCCAAAGAACAAGAUUGAAGAAUGAAGAACUUGGCAAGGAUUUUUGUGGGAUUUAUAAUCUUCAACAUUAUUGCAGCUGCUCCUACCAUGAGUUCCAUAACUUAUGACUCUGAAACAUAUGACAUUGCUCUGGAAGAUCUGGAUAACCUAUAUGACUAUGAUGACAAUCUGUCAGUUGAUCAGGCACAGGUAGAGAUUGGAACAAUGUUCCCAUCCAUAACUAGAGAAAUUUAUGUACCUUCACCACUGCCAGAAGAACCUGAAGAAGAAGCAUCUACAUCCAAACUUAUUGAUGGUUCCUCACCUCAUGAACCAGGAAUUCUUGGUCCACAUACACAUGAAGGCCUUCCAACUUGUCUGCUGUGCACUUGUCUGGGUACUUCUGUGUACUGUGAUGACCGUGAACUUGAGGCUCUCCCGUCCUUGCCCAAACAAACCACCCAUUUCUACUCCCGCUACAAUAGAAUCAAAAAGGUCAACAGGGAUGACUUUGCUAACCUAAGCAACUUAAAGAGGAUUGACUUGACUUCUAAUUUAAUAUCUCAAAUUGAUGAAGAUGCCUUCAGAAGUCUGCCGCAACUACAGGAGCUGAUACUGCGGGAUAACCAGAUAAGGCAGCUUCCAGAAUUACCCCCAACGUUAUCAUUCAUUGAUAUUAGUAACAACAGGCUUGGUCGCAAGGGGAUAAAACAGGAAGCUUUCAAAGAUAUGAUUGAUUUGCACCAUCUCUACAUCACAGAUAACAACCUGGAUCAUAUCCCACUUCCACUCCCUGAAAGUCUCCAGUCCCUUCAUCUUCAGAACAACAACAUACAAGAAAUGCAUGAAGAUACUUUCUGCAAAAUGAAAGAUUAUUCUUACAUCCGUAAAACUCUGGAAGACAUCAGAUUAGAUGGCAACCCCAUUAAUCUGAGCAAAACCCCUUAUGCCUAUAUGUGCCUACCACGUUUGCCUGUUGGAAGCCUUUUUUAAGCUUGGACAUUAAUCAGAAUAUCAAUAGUGCUUCUGUUGAAAAUGAGCAUGUUGUUACUUUCUGAAGCAUACUAUAUUAAAAUUCAUAAACAUGGAAUAUGGUUUCAUUAAUGUAACAUAAGGAGCCAAUAGCCAUAAUCCAUUGUGUGCAAUGCUGAAUAUAAGCCCAUUUUCUGAUAAAGAACAAUAUGCUUCUAUGUGAUAUCCAUUUAUAGUAGAUACAAAAGAGUGCCGAUUAUCCAAUGAGCAGGGCAAAAGAGAUUAGUAAACAGAAAUUUUAAAGAAGUUGGGUGUUUAUGAUUCCUGUUCACAGUUUUAUCUACAUUAAUGAUAGUAGCAAAUUUAUAAGAACUGUAUGUAAAUAGUAACUGAUUUAUGCUAUCUUGGAUUUUAAUUAGCUUCCCCAUCCCUGAUAUGUGCCAGUCUUUCCUAUACUUUUUGUGUCUUACAGGAUCAGGUCAUUUUUCUGAACUGUUAAUAUUAAAAUGAAUAUGUUCCUUUGUAAAAUGUUGAUCAUUGUUUUGAACCAGAAAGAAAAAUGUUGAAAAGCUACUUAAAAACAUAUGUAAAAAUGUGCACUAUGCAUAUCCAUGCUUUUGUUGUAAUAACAUGACCAUAUAAUAGAGUAAAUAACACCAAUCUCUGC
Heteronotia binoei (common prickly gecko) is the source of this 1761-nucleotide messenger RNA. It is a transcript of the gene EPYC, whose product is annotated as epiphycan. Gene Ontology annotation, molecular function: protein binding. NCBI's taxonomy places the organism in Eukaryota, Metazoa, Chordata, Lepidosauria, Squamata, Gekkonidae. The coding region runs from base 165 to 1115 and encodes 316 amino acids. The record is from RefSeq and is a predicted model, not a curated record. The transcript has 7 exons.